Moneuplotes crassus is the source of this 4744-nucleotide messenger RNA. Lineage: Eukaryota; Ciliophora; Spirotrichea; Euplotida; Euplotidae. The record is from the annotation of a GenBank genome assembly.
UAAAAUAUCAGCAUAUCCGAAAUGUCAUUCUUUUCUAACUUAAAAGAAAAAGCAACUGCAGGAUUCAAAGCUGCCGAAAAGUAUAUUGCUGUUGAUGACAAGCGUAAACAGGAUCCCUCCAACGUAGAACGCAAACCAGCAAAAUCUGACCCUCUCCAAGCUGUUGUGCAACAAGCUGUUGCUGAAGAAGUCAAGAAGAAACAAGACACUGGCCAAAAUCUCGAUUGAGACCCUCCAGAAGUUGAACUUAACAAACUCAAAGGCUUCAUCAGAGCCAAACUUAAUGAACACGAACAGGCCGUCGAAGAGUAUAAAGGCAGAGAGAAAGAGUACCAGAGACUUCUGCAAGAAAACGAAUCUGAGAAACACAAAAGUGUCGCAAUCAUCAAUGAAGUCAACCAGAGGUAUGCACAGCUUGAACACAAAUACAACCAGACUGCUCAAAGUUUGGCAGAUAUACAGAGCAACACUACAGCUCCGAAGACACCUGUUGCAGAGCCAGAACUCAACAUUGAUGUGAUCAGGAGAUUCUUGUCGACUAAGCAGCCCAAAGCACAAGAACUUCAAGCACAACUGGCUGGAUUGUUCUACCCCAAACAAGACAUCGACAACAAAAUAUAAGUGAAAUCAAGGAGCUGUCCAACAAAGCCGAAGAGUUCAAAGUCAAGUAUGAGUCAUCUCAGAAGUACCUCAAGCAGUUCAACGACGAAAGCCAGCGACUCAACGAGGAGAACGAACAGAUGGUUGCAGACAAAGCUAGGCUCGAAGCUACACUUGCGAAACUCAAACAAGACAGCGAACAAACCAGACAGCAGUAUGAGAGCCAGGCUAAGCAGGCUGCAGACAAGCUGAGUCAGAGCCACAAGCGGGUCCAAGAACUUGAGAGUGCUGUCGCUACAAAGGAGACACAGAAGGCUCCAUCAGAGUCAAAGGUUGAAGCUUUGGAGAAAUCGCUUGCAGAGAGUAACAAGAAGUUUGGAUUGCAGGCAACUCUUUUGAAGGACAUUGAGAAAAAGUACAUUGAGGCUGUUUCUGAAAAGAAGAAGCAAGAGGAAACUUUUAAACAAAGUCAAGAGAAGAUUGUUAAAUUAACUACUAGCCUUGAUGAAGCAAACAAGAAACUAUCUGAUACUACUAAAAAUAUAAAUAGUCAGAAAGAGAAAGAAGAGCAUACAGCAAAAGUCCUUGAGGAUCUUAGUCAGAAAAUUCAAGAGUUUAAAAAUAGCACUGCUAAAAUUAUUGAAGAAAAUAAAGAAAUUCAAGGCAAGUUAGCAGCUACCUCAAAAGAAUUAGAAGAAAAAGACAAAGAACUGAAAACAACUCAAACAUCUCUAGCAUCUUUCAAAAACUCUUCUGCAUCAAAUUCCAAAGCUUCUUCCACCCAAAUCAUGACUCUCACAUCCCGAAUCUCUGAGCUCAACAAAAGCCUCCAAAAAUCCGAAGAAAAUGAACAACUACUCAAAUCCCAACACAAAGAGUUAACAGAAGCUCACAAAACAAAACUGAAAGAACUAUCAGACCUCCUCCAGCAAGAAAGAAGCAAAUCAAAACAAACUGAAGAAAACACCAAAGAAAUUGAGACGAAAUCUAAAUCAGACACAUCCCAAAUAGAAGCUUCAACCACAGAACUCCAGAACGGAUUCUCUACAAUCAAGGAACACCUACAGAAAGCUACAGGCGAGAAACCAGGACCUAAAACAACUGACCAGCAGUAUAUUAUCAAAAAGAUAGGUGAUAUUAUCAAGCAGCAGAAAGAUGCUGAUGGAAGAGUAACUGCCUUAGCAAAAACCAACUCUAAACUAGACCAGAAGAACGAAGAACUUGAAAAAUCCUUAGAGGAAUGCAUAGAGAAGGGUACUCAAGCAGCCAAAGCUCUUACUGAACUUGAGAAAGCACAUGCUGACUUACAAAAAUCUACUUCAGAUCUGCAGACUUCUUACACUGAAUUAGAGAAAAAUCAUUCAGAUCUAGAAAAAUCUCAUAAUGAAUCUUUAGAAUCCUUCAACAGACAGAAUGCUGCUUUAAAGUCUACGCUAAUAGACCUUCAGAAGAAAUCAACAGAGAUACAGACAGCUUUGGCUACAGACCUCCAAAAAGAGAAGGCUCAAACAGAAUCUCUGAAGAAGCAAAAAGACAUGCUAGACAAAGCUCUGGAUGAUAACAAAGCAAAGUCUCUCCAAAUGGUUAAACAACUCAGGGAGAAAUUCGAAAAAGCUCAAAAAGAGUUAGACGAGAAAUAUAAAAAGGCUACUGAACAGCAAGAUGCUUCCAAUGAACUUCAGCAAAAACUCGAUCAGGUCACUGCUGAGCUUGUUAAUAAAGAGAAAGAACAUCAGAAAUGCCUGAAGAAAAUUAAGGACAACACACAAGAGAUAUCUCAACUCAGUAAAAAGACAUCAGAACUUGAAACAGAAUUAUCAAAGACUAAAACUAAUGUUGAGAAACACAAGAGCAAAGCAUUCGAGUACCAAAAGAAGGACGAUCACCUCUCCAAAAUCAACCAAGAACUUACAGGAUUGAAAGCAUCUCUCCAAAAAUCACAAAAGAGCGAAGUUCAACUCAAGACAGAGCUUGAGAAGCUACUCAAAGAAAAAGAAGACCAUAGUCAAGAACAAAUUGGCUUAAAGACUGAGUUAGAGAAAGCAAGGGCUACUGAAGGCCAACUCAAGAAGAAUGUAGAAAACUUAACUAAAGAGAAACAUGAACAAACCCAAGAGUACACUGGACUUAAAGAAAAAUUAGAAAAAGCUAUGACUACUGAACAACAGUUGAAGAAGGACCUUGAAAAUUUUAGCAAAGAUAAUGAACAACAAAAGAAACAACAUACCAAACUCCAAGCAGAAUUGGAAAAAACCAAAAUAAACGAAGAGAAAUUAAAGAAAGAGCUUGAAAUUUUAUCUAAAACUAAAGGAGAACAAACAAAAGAACAAGCUAAACUGAAAUCCCAAUUGGAUAAGGCAAGAGAAUCAGAAACUAAGCUAAAGAAAGACCUUGAAGGUUUGAGUAAAUCUACAGAAGAGAACAACAAGGAAUCUAGUACAUUAAAAGCAGAAUUAAAUCAAGCAAAGGAUAAUGAAGAGCAACUCAAGAAGAGUCUUGAAAAUCUUAAGAAAGCUAAUGAAGAACAAAAGAAACAGCAUAAUACAUUACAAGCUGAACUUGAAAAGGCUAAAGCAAAUGAAGGCAAAUUAAAGAAAGAUCUAGAAGGUUUGCAUAACACAAAGGAAGAACAUAAGCAGCAAUAUAGUACAUUAAAAGCUGAAUUUGAUAAGACAAAGGAAAAUGAAGAACAGGCUAAGAAGGAUUUAGUCAGUUUGGCUAAGGAAAAAGAGGAGAAUGCUCAAAAAUCUAGUGAAACUGAAACUAAACUUAAGGAAAUGACAAAGAAGAUCGGAGAGUUACAAGAAGAGCUCAAAAAAGCUAAUACUACAAAAUCCACCACAGAACACACCUACAAAACCCAACUCACCGACCUCCAAUCCGCCCACACAAAACUCACCCAAGACUCCCAAUCCCAACUCCAAAAAUCCCAAGAAGAAACCGCUCACCUCAAAAAGAAACUCGAAGGCAUGGUCGACUACAAGGAAGUUCAGAAGGUGCAGGUCACACUGGAGAAAGAAGUGGUUGAGAAGAGAGAGGAAGUAGAGAGGUUGCAGAGAGUAGUAGAGCAGAAGGUUAGUCAGGCACAGGUUAUGAUGCAGGAGAACCAGCAGGAGGUUGAGAGGAAGAAUGAGAAAGUCAAACUAUUAGAAACGGAACUACAAGAGGUUAAAAAGACGAUUGAAGUUGAAGAAGUGAAUGGAAGCGAUAAGCUAAAAUCCAUUUACCAAGCCCAUCAAGAAGAAAUUAAAAAGAAAGAAAAAGACUUAGAGAAAGCUAAUGAAGAACUCAAAAAGAAUCAAGUCAAUGUUGAACAAGAAGCCAAGAAGGCUAAAACCCUAGAGUCAACUUUAUCCAAACUUGAAGAGGAAAAGAAGGUCCAUCUCCAGAAAAUAAAAGAUCUUGAAGCCCACCAGAAAGGAUCUACUGAGAAAGUAAAAGAUUUAGAGAAAAUACAGAAAGAAAAUGAUACUUUGAAGCAGAAACUUAUCGAAACUCAAACAACAAUCUCAAAGAAAGAUGAGAUGCAGACUAAACUCAAUAGUGAUCUCCAGAAUUACGAGAAGAAAUUCCUUGAUCUCAAGAACAUCAAAGCUCAAAAUGAGAAGCUAUCUAAAGACCUCACAUCUGUGCAAGAGAAGUCAAAAAGUCUUGAAAAGAGUGUGCUCAACUUGGAGAAAGAUAAGGAAAGAAUGAGGAAGGAGUUAUUGAACUCUGAUUUCAAGGCUAGAUAUAAGUUAUAAAAUGUGAAGAACUCGACAAAGUUUCUAAACAGCUCAAAACAACCGACCAGAGGUUGCUAACAAUGGAGGCUAAAAUUAGCAGCCAAAAUCGUAAGACAGAUGAUGAGAAAGUGAAUCUCAUGCGAUCAAUGAAUAUUUUGCAGGAAGAAAUCCGUGAGAAAGAUAGAGAGAUCAAGGUCCUAUUGGAAGAGAAGAAGACUGAAGACAAUGACGAACUAAUCCAAAAGAUUCUGAUAAAAGGAGUACUGAUGAAGUACCUCUGUAACAAGGAGGACCAGAAUAUUAGCAAAUCCACACUGAAAGCCCUCUUUACAAUGCUAGAGUUUAACGAGGAAGAAAGAAUCGAAUGAUCAACCCAGGCAGAGAGUGGAGGAUGGGGAAAAGUGUUAGGAUUUUCAUAA